AUGGUCCAUUUCAGAUCGCUGCUUUUACCUCUGUUGUAUCUGAGCCCUGCGCUGGCAGACUUUGCAGAUAAUGCAAAUACGGCUAUCAAAACAUUGCAGGACACAUGGUACAAUGUUGACACCGGCCUUUGGGACGACCUCUGGUGGCAAUCCGGCAACAUGGUAGAAACGAUUGCGCGAUUCGGACAACGCGACUCAUCGUUCAAGCAAGCAGCAAUCGACAUCAUCUCCAACACAUACGCAAAGUCCAGCAAUCAGCACGGCCACAAAGCCUGGAAAAACGAGUUUUACGACGACAUGGGCUGGUGGGCUAUGGGAUGGAUUGCCUCCUACGAUCUCACCGGUGACCACAAGUUCCUCAACACCGCCAAAGAUCUCUUCGAAGACAUGACCGGCGGCUGGAACACGCCCUGCAACGGCGGCAUCUGGUGGAACAAGCAACACGACUCCAUCGCCGCGAUAUCCAACGAGCUCUUCCUCUCCGUCGCCGCGCAUCUCGCAAACCGUGCGAACGGUGCGGAGAAAGCCCACUACCAGAACUGGGCGCAAAUGGAAUGGGACUGGUUCUCCGAGUCGGGCGUCAUCAACGCAGACAGGCUCAUAAACGACGGCAUCGACAAGUCUUCCUGCAAAAACGACGGGAGAAACACAUUCACAUACAACCAAGGCGUUAUUCUUGCCGGCUUGUCCGAACUCGCUAGAGCAAAAGGUGACGGCGACCUCAUCCAACACGCCUACAACAUCGCCAAUGCGGUUAUCUCGCGCCUCACGAAGGAUAACAAUAUCCUCAAUGAGCCCGUGGGCAAUGUUCUCGACAUCCAAAGCGCGCUGUUCAAGGGCGUGUUCGUGAGGGGGUUGUCGGUGUUGAAUGAGAAUAAGCCGCAACAAGCAUAUACCGACUUUCUGAAGAACAAUGCUAAUGCGGCUUGGUCGCGGGCAAGGAAGAGCAAUGGUGUUAUUGCGGAAAAGUGGCAGGGUGGCUCAAACAAUGCUAAUGCGGCGAGCCAUGCUGCGGGGAUCGAUGUCCUGGUUGCUGCCAGUCGCUUAGGUUGA
Molecule: messenger RNA, 1053 nt
Organism: Dothidotthia symphoricarpi CBS 119687
Lineage: Eukaryota; Fungi; Ascomycota; Dothideomycetes; Pleosporales; Dothidotthiaceae
Product: glycoside hydrolase family 76 protein
Exons: 2
Coding region: 1-1053 (350 amino acids)
Biological process (GO): carbohydrate metabolic process
Source: RefSeq, a predicted model, not a curated record